AUGCACGACGUUGAAGCGGCUGAGAAGAAUGCGCUGGAUAUGAUUACUCGCCAGGUCGACAUCCUGCAACAAGAAAAUUGGAGAGAUUUCAUCGAUCCGGAAAUUUUGGCAAACAGUGAUGAUGACGAAUUCACGCGCUACGACAGCGAUCUGCCGGAAGGAGACAUUCUGGGACUCCAAACGCUGCAGCUGGGACAGGAAGCCGCAAACGCCGUAAGCGACGCCAGCUCUUUUUGGCCGAACAACACCAUUCCAUACGAAUUCUCCAAAAAGCAGAACGCAUUAAUGACGCCUAAGGAAAUUCAGAGUGUGUUGGAGUCUAUGCGUAUUGUUAGCCACCUGACCGGUAACUGCGUCAAAUUUGUGCAGCGCACCACCGAAGAAGAUUACAUCAGCUUUCAAAAAGGACUGCAGUGCAUGUCGAGUAUUGGUCGCAUUGGUGGGAAGCAAGCGGCAACAUAUUCGCCCGCAUGCCUCAAGCAGCACGGCGAUGUCCAGCACGAACUGAUGCAUGUUCUGGGUUUCUUCCAUGAACAUUCGCGAGCUGACCGAGACGAAUACGUUAAAAUCAUCUGGGACAACAUCGCCAAAAGUAAGGCUGGAUAA
Molecule: messenger RNA, 606 nt
Organism: Paramacrobiotus metropolitanus
Lineage: Eukaryota; Metazoa; Tardigrada; Eutardigrada; Parachela; Macrobiotidae
Product: zinc metalloproteinase nas-6-like
Exons: 5
Coding region: 1-606 (201 amino acids)
Biological process (GO): proteolysis
Molecular function (GO): zinc ion binding; metalloendopeptidase activity
Source: RefSeq, a predicted model, not a curated record